Ilyonectria robusta is the source of this 419-nucleotide messenger RNA. RefSeq lists its product as uncharacterized. The coding region runs from base 39 to 419 and encodes 126 amino acids. The record is from RefSeq and is a predicted model, not a curated record. Lineage: Eukaryota; Fungi; Ascomycota; Sordariomycetes; Hypocreales; Nectriaceae. The transcript has 2 exons.
AUCACAUUCGUCUCUCGGCAAAGUCAAAGCGUCCCAAAAUGCCCGACAACUUGCAGAUUGUGGACGGUAGACAAGUCACUGUCACUGAUGUCAACCCCCCAAAAGGAUGGACGAAUGAUUACAUCGAGAUGGGCGGAGAGAUUCAAUGGGGUCUAUCCGGCGACGCAACCUCGAGAGCCCUAGCUUACGGGAUUGAAGGAAACGUCAAGCCUCUUUUCGCCACGCAGUCCUGGACAGGACAGACUAUAGUUCUCUUCGAGGCCGUCUUCGAGGCCGGAAGUAGCCUGUUCUUCCUCUACAACGCCAUUGAGACCACCCUGUUCCAAAUCAUGCAGCCUACUGAUCUUCAGUCGAUUGUCUCAACUAUCGGUGACGAGGAUAAGGGUGGUCUAGCUGGGCUGGAGCUUGAGGAACGCUAG